AUGUCAUCUGAAGGACGGACUCUGGACGGCAAGACCCACCCACUCAAUGUCUGUCCCAAUACGGAAGGCACUGUGACCGAUGGUGCUCGGAGAAAGAGCGCAGGUGGAAAGCGCAGACAGGGAAAGAACGAUGCUGCCGUAAACAGCAUCUACCCCCUGUGGAAGAAGAAUCCUGCAGAUAAACAUCCAAAUAUUGCAAUGUAUACACAUCUCUUCUCAACACCUAGUGACAACAGCUAUUACUCAACGCGACGAUUUGCGGUGGCGUGUUUCGUCGAGUUUGUUGCUCAGCGAGCCUGUGAACACCCGCCGAAGCUCCACCAUCUCAGAGACGAGAACUACGGCGGUGUCAGCGACGAACAUCAAUAG
Messenger RNA from Sporothrix schenckii 1099-18, 369 nucleotides. RefSeq lists its product as uncharacterized. The record is from RefSeq and is a predicted model, not a curated record. The transcript has a single exon. Lineage: Eukaryota; Fungi; Ascomycota; Sordariomycetes; Ophiostomatales; Ophiostomataceae. The coding region runs from base 1 to 369 and encodes 122 amino acids.